AUGGAUUUGCAUUGAGAGACGAAACAAUUCGUCUUCUGACAGCAAGAGUAAAGGAGUUGGAAGAAGACAAGAUUCAGAGAGAAAAUUGGUCAUUCCAAGUUGAAACUGAUUAUGUUUCAGGAGGCAGAAGAAGGGAGGGCGAGAUGCAUGGUGAUAAGGUGGGUGAUAAAGAAGCUGAUAAGGAGGAUGGUGAGGGUGAUAAGGAGGAGGGUGAUGAGGAGGAUGGUGAUGAGGGUGAUAAGGGUGAUGAUGAGGCUGAUAAGGAGGAGGGUGAUGAGGAGGAUGGUGAUGAGGGUGAUAAGGAUGAUGAUGAGGCUGAUAAGGAGGAUGGUGAUGAGGCUGAUAAGGACGGCGAGGAUGGUGAUGAGGUUGACAGUGAUGAUGAUGAGGCUGAUAAGGACGGCGAGGAUGGUGAUGAGGUUGACAGUGAUGAUGAUGAGGCUGAUAAGGACGGCGAGGAUGGUGAGAAGCAGAUUGAGGCAGAGGCUGAGAAGGAUGGUGAGAAACAGAUUGAGGCUGAGAAGGAUGGUGAGACAGCUGCUGAGAAGUUAGUGCAAGAUACUGAAGAGAGAUUUGAUGAGGAUGGAGAUGAGCAAUCUACACUUCAGAUUAUGGCAGACACUGCAGAGAGAUUUGAGAAGGCUGCUGCGGAAAAAGCUGCUGCGGACAAGACAGAUUCACAGGAUGCUGGUGAGAGGCCAAAGAGGGUGUCCAAGGUUUCUCAUUUGUUGAGGUCUCCUUUUACGCCAAACUAAUUUGGUGAAAUGUUGAACUAUGUUGUGUUUUUGGAACUUGUAUGUGUUUGUUUUAAAACUUAAAACGGAUGAACUUGUAUGUGUGUGUGUUUUAAAAACCUAAAUCCAAGCUUGUAUGUGUAUAAUUAAUUUGGUGGUUGAACAGGUUGCAUUUA
Molecule: messenger RNA, 910 nt
Organism: Raphanus sativus (radish)
Lineage: Eukaryota; Viridiplantae; Streptophyta; Magnoliopsida; Brassicales; Brassicaceae
Exons: 2
Coding region: 144-755 (203 amino acids)
Source: RefSeq, a predicted model, not a curated record